Molecule: messenger RNA, 1163 nt
Organism: Fomitopsis serialis
Lineage: Eukaryota; Fungi; Basidiomycota; Agaricomycetes; Polyporales; Fomitopsidaceae
Exons: 6
Coding region: 309-1163 (284 amino acids)
Biological process (GO): pyridoxal 5'-phosphate salvage
Cellular component (GO): cytosol
Molecular function (GO): pyridoxal kinase activity
Source: RefSeq, a predicted model, not a curated record
ACGCCUCCCUCACAAUGGCGACCCAUCCUCGAUGCCACCUGGUACUCGUACUCGAUGUUGGCUGCUCAUGCGAGGUUGCGCAAUGGACUGUUCCCAUUGUCGCAGGCUCGUUUGUUGCGAUCACAUCUCAGGUCGGGGCACUCUGGCCGCUUGCUCGGAGCGGCUUGAGUGCCCCAUCUACCUGCUCGAUUCUAAGUUCUACUCUUCCUGUUCACGAGAAACAUAUCUGAUCGCGUGUCCCUCGUUCAGCUGUCCCGUCCGACUUCGUUGCAGCACACACCUCACGGUGUGGCCGCCACCUCGUCGUGAUGCUCACCGACAACCGACUGCUUCUCAUUGAAGAUUUCGAGCGCGUCGUGCGCGGCCAAGUCUCCCUCGUGGACGCCGCGCUCGAGGUGAACAUCACGCUCCCCGAGAACGUGAUGUUCAUCGGCGUCUACUUAGCCUACGAGUUUGGGCGCGUCAGCGUGGUCACGUCGAGCACCUGCUCAGAGACCCGUCCAUCCCGCCCUCGCGAAACAGCCUCUCCCUCAGGCUCAUCUGCCCCUCCUCCUCCCCGUCUUCGCCUGGGCGACACAGACAAGCUCUACGUCUUGCCGGAAUGCAUACCCAUCUACCGCGAGGUGCUGCGAUACUCCACCGUCAUCACGCCCAACUGGUCACAAGUAGAUUGGGUGACCCACCUCGCCUCCAUCCGCAAAGCCCUGCAUGUCAUGCAUGAAGACUACCACGUCCCCGACAUCAUCAUCAGCUCUUUCCCACUCAAAGCCUGGGUCUGUGUGGCCCUCGCGCCCGCGGCGCAGCCCACCGACACGGACAGCCCCGACACCGACUUCCUCGCCUGCAUCUCGGCUUCCGCCUCUGCCGAGCAAGGGGCGGCUCGCCCCGUCUACUUCUCCGAUGUCACGGUGGGUGACCUCUUCUCCACCUUAGUCCUCGGCCACUUCCAGCUUGCGCCCUCCGUCCCCUCCGCCAACGCAGAGUUCGGUGCGGAGAAGGAGACGCUGCUGGCGCCCGCAGUCGCACACGCGCUGAGCAAGACGCACGCGCUCCUCACGCUCACGCACGAGCACACGGCGGGCCUGCCGGAGGCGGACACGCUGCCGACGGACGAGGAGCCAGACGCGGGCGAGCCCGAGAGGAAGUCGUUGCAGACAGGGUAA